Haemonchus placei is the source of this 543-nucleotide messenger RNA. The record is from the annotation of a GenBank genome assembly. Lineage: Eukaryota; Metazoa; Nematoda; Chromadorea; Rhabditida; Trichostrongylidae.
AUGGGUUCACGAGCAGAAAUAGACUGAUCAAAGAGAACUAGAGGGAGGGUAUUUCGUUUCUUGACUCGCACUUGCUCAGGUCCUGCAGUUCCUGAGUUCAAAGUUUGGUGUAGUGUUACAGGUCCGUCGUCAAUUGUGAUUGUGAUCAUUUCCUGAUUGAUAUCCAUUAAAUAUGCUUUUAUCAACUGAGUAGUAGGUAAUGUUGAGUUCAAUCGAAGAUAACCAGUUAGCGGAAUAGACGAUUUGAGCGGAUGAAACCCUAAUAUCGACUGUUGCAAUGGACGUAGCUGUAACGCUUUUAAGAAUAACUCCUGUUUGAGCGUUGAUGAUGUUGAGCGCGGCACCGGUGCCUGUGAUAGUCACGUUUGCUUCGAAAACGACGUUGAAUUCAUCUCCGGCAUUGAACACAUCUGAGCAUCGAACGUUGGUGACAUUAGGAACCAUGUAAGUGUGAUGAUCAGUGGUCACAGGCUCCUUCUUAAUAUCAGUGCAUUUUCCCAGUGGAGGUGUUGUUGUCGAUAUAAACGGCGUUGUAGUUGGAGU